This is a messenger RNA of Pangasianodon hypophthalmus (striped catfish), 3978 nucleotides long. Its product is annotated as drebrin-like protein B. The record is from RefSeq and is a predicted model, not a curated record. The transcript is spliced from 17 exons. Gene Ontology annotation, biological process: positive regulation of axon extension; neuron projection morphogenesis; regulation of actin filament polymerization. The coding region runs from base 432 to 2408 and encodes 658 amino acids. NCBI's taxonomy places the organism in Eukaryota, Metazoa, Chordata, Actinopteri, Siluriformes, Pangasiidae. Gene Ontology annotation, cellular component: cortical actin cytoskeleton; postsynaptic membrane; actin filament. Gene Ontology annotation, molecular function: actin filament binding.
UCCCUGACACUUCCCUGAACAUUUCGUCAGAAACUAACAUCAGUCCGCGAAUGCCUGUGGAUCUGUAGGCUAGACUGGGUAGUUCGGCUUUGUUGAAAUUCAAGAAAGAAGAAAACAAGCUUCAGGAUGCAAGCGAUCAACUUGGACACGUUCAGCCUGUCGCUGCUGACCGCCAAAGAGGACAUCCUGAACGGCCGCGCAUCCACAGACUGCACAUCUCGCAGUCACCUUGAGGUCCAGGAUCACUGAAACGAGACUAAACGCUCCAUAAGCAGGAUGUAAAAAGCACUCUGGCGAUACUGUAUGCUCCGAGUAGAUUCUGUGCAAGGGCGUUGUUUGCAUACGAUGGAUUCACCAACAACCUGAAGCUCUUUGAUUCUGGAACUGGAGGCUUGACAGAAUUGGCCCAGAAAUUUCACAUUGCCAAACCCAUGUAUGGACUGUGCAGGGUUGCACUGCCUGAAGUGGGGCAGCCACGGAUAGUCCUGAUCUGCUGGGUUGGAGAAGAUGUGGAUGAGUUUCGAAGGACAGAAUGUGCAAGUCAUGUGCCCGCAGUCAAAAACUUCUUCAAGGAAGCCCAUGCAUUUAUCAGUGCCUCUAAUAAAGAUGAGUUGACUGAGGAAAAGAUGGCAGCUAUUCUGGCAAAAGUUCGACCACCAAUGGAGAGAUUUAGAAGAAACUCAAGACCAACAGAGAAAGAAGAGACAGUGGGAACAAACUACAGGAAGACGAAUGCUGCCAUGGAGAUGAGAUGGAUUAACAGAGACACCUUCUGGGCACGUGCAGAGCGUGAGGAAGAGGAAAGGAAGGAGGAGGAGAAGAGGAAGGCUGCAGAGGACAGGAGACGCCGAGAGAGAGAAAGAGUUCUGCAGGAAAAGAAAGAGGCAGAGGAGAGAGACAGAAAGAUGAAUGAAAAACUGCAGAAGAUCGAGGAGCAAAGGAGAUUGGAUGCCAAACGUCAGGAAGAAACUAGAAGAAAGGAGAAGGCUCGAUGGGCAGUGCAGCAGAGAGAGCAUGAAGAGGAGAUGAGGGCUCGCCUCAGACGCAGCGAGUCCAUAGAGAAAGCAGCCGAGGCAGCGGCCCUCAUUUCCCAGCGCUCCAUGAACCCACGGGAGUUUUUCAGGCAACUGUCACAAAGCUCCACCAGCCCUGUAUCGCCACGCACAGGCAAACCUCCAUUCCGUCGUUACCAGCGCAGUUUGACAGACACCGCCUUCAUCUUCGAGAAAGCCAGCGCCAGUAGUGGUCCCACUUCUCCACUCAGUCCCUCUGUCACCUCCCCUUUCUCUCGCACACCAACUAGCCCCUUCAAUCGCUGCAUGUCCCCGACCAGUCCAGGCUUCCGUCCAAUAACAUCUCCCCAAAGCCCUCGUGACCCUGUGAGGACUCCUCCUAUAUCUCCUAUUGAGUGCUCUGCCCCGCCCAUGUCCUCUCUGCCCAGCCUGCCAGAUUCCAAAGCUCCUCCUCCUCAGUCCUCCCUUCCUGAUCUUCCUGCUGCCCAGAUCUCUGCUGUCGCUGAAUCUUCAAGUGUGGUUGAGACUAAAUCCUCCAGUGUAGAUGUUAGUGAGCAGGAACCUGCUACUGUCCCAGAUCCUCCAUCUGCACCCCUGCCUGAGAACCCAGUUCCAUUAAAGGAAGAAUCUGUCUCAGAGCUCCUGAUUGACAUCUGCAUGCCGAGUAAUACAGAGGAAGAGUUAAACAUCAUAGUUGGCCCAGAAGAAGAAUACAAGGCACAGUUACCAUUGGGAGAGUGCAUCGCCUGUCUUCUACCCACAGAAACAUCCUUCAGCUCUCAGGAUCAAGCUGAAGCAGAGGAGGCUGUCAUGCCACGAUCAGAAACCGUUGCAGUUUCCACCCUUAUUGAGGUGGAGGAAACUCUAGAGGAGGAAGAACCAGAGCAGGAGGGAGCUGAAGAAACAGCAGAGUUUGGUUCAAGUGGAGAACAACCAGAGUCUGAAACAUCAGCCAGUGAUGAACCAACCCUGGUGGAAGAGAUUGAGGUUGAUGUUAGAGAUGAAACAGAGGUGCGUGUGGAGGAGACUAAGAACUUUGUGAUUGAAGAAGAAAGGCCAGACCAAAAUGGUAUAUAUCCUCAGAAUGGUACAGCCAAGGAAUAUGAUGAUUCCUCUGACCAGAGAACACAAGAGACUUAUAUAGUCAAUCGCGAGGAAAAUGAGGAAGAAGACGCCCAAAGUGAAGAAGCAGAAAACGGAGAGUCCUCAGCAGACAGGCCGCUUCUACGUGUGCGAGCGCUCUAUGACUACCAAGCAGAGGAUGACACAGAGAUUUCCUUCGAGCCUGGGGACAUCAUCAUGGACGUGGAAACAGUGGACAAAGCCUGGUGGAGGGGUUUCAGCAAAGAUGGCCGCCAAGGUCUCUUCCCUUCCAACUAUGUAGAGAUCAUCUAAGGACUUCAGUUUUCUUUCAGAGACAGUUCUUUGUCUCUUUAGAUUCAGUACCAGCGCUCAGGGACCAAAAGCUUUGGGGUAUCCAGCAGAGGGAGCUAAAAACAGGCUCCAAGUCUUCUGGCUGUACCACAGUGAAGGUACUAAGAGACCAAUGGGACAAAAGAGACAACAAAAUGAUCUGAGAUCAGUGCUUGGGCAACGGUCUUGUGUAUGGUGAAGUGAGACAGGUUGCUUGAAGUUAUUCUGAACCAUCUACAGGUUAUUGUUUUUGUUUAUUUUUUAUUACCUAUGAUUUGGCUCAGCAGUAUGUUUGACUCUUGGUUAUGUUUCUAACACGGAAGUCAGUCAUUGUUAUGAUAUUGACUGGUUUAUGGCUUUGUAACGAUAAUGUUAGCUAUAGAAACUAUAAGCCUUCAUUACAGCUGCAUUUACAGCAUGUAUCAUUUUAUUUUUUGUUAUCGGGAUGAUCCCUGUAUUACUUAUAAAGUUUCUAUAGUGCUGCUGAGCAGAUCCACAUUUAUAUGUAUUUACAUUAGGCUUAUGCAAUAUUGAUUUUUCCCUGCUCAUGAAUUACCAAUUUAAAGAAUUGAAAUAAACAAUUUAAUAGUCCACAAUUUCAGGUUUAAGGAGGGCAGAAUAAUAUCAGCUGUGCAGUCAGGAGCUGCUUGCCGGCAGUGGCAAUUGCGGAAACUCUGCUGUGUAGUGGAUUUUUGGGUGAUUCUGCAAUAUGAUAUUAACAAGACACGUGUCUAAUGAUAGCUAAGUCAAACAUACAGUGAUAGAUUUUAUUUCAUAUUAAUGAACUCAAUAUACUCUCCAUUUACUAUGACAGAAAGCAAGGGUGCGAGAGAUGAAGAGAAGGGGUGGGGCUUCUAAGCGGCGUCAGUUAAUAUCAGAGACUCCGACACACCUCGGCAAAUCAUUCCAGAUUCAUAUGUCAACCGGCUCAUCUCCCAUUUUAUUGGAGAGAAACAAGACUGUUUUUUCUGUGUACUUUUGAGUGAGAACUUGUACUAGGGUACCCUGAUGUGAAAGUGUGAAGCUCCUAUGCAAAAUGCACAAAUAGGUCUGGUAAUAUAAUACAAUCGGAACAAGUGUCACCCGAUAUCAUGGCAUUGGAAUAUCAUGUAGGGAUGAUAAAAUCGUUAUAUCGCACAAACCUAAUGUACACCCACAUUUGCUUCACUCUGUAUUUUCUGGGUAAUGCUGAGGUGAGGAUGUUGUUUUACUAACCAACACCUGAUGAGGUCAAAAAAGGUGAUAUGGUUUAAUACUGUAUUUGUGCUGAGCGAACAUUUUAAUAGAUACAAAUUAAGUACAGGCUCAUUGAUGUAAUACCACACAUACAACAAAAUAAGUAAAUUAUUUAUCACCGAUAUGAUAAACCUAUCCACUAACUCCUCUAGCAUGAAAUUUACCAGCAUGACCCAUUUUCGGAUCUUUUUUGUAUCAAAUACUGUUAUCUAAGGAUUCAUCAGAAUGUCACUCUAUUUUGUACCUAUUGACCAUCUGACAGCUUCUUGUGUCUCUUUUACUUUUUCAUCAAUUAAUUAAAGAUCUAUAUCUUGUA